Molecule: messenger RNA, 2578 nt
Organism: Danio rerio (zebrafish)
Lineage: Eukaryota; Metazoa; Chordata; Actinopteri; Cypriniformes; Danionidae
Source: RefSeq, a predicted model, not a curated record
CAAAUCUGUUUUCGUCUUUCCAGCACGCUCUAUUUUUGGCACAGCAAUGUAAAGUUGUCAUGUGCAUAUGGAUGAAGUAUCGCCUCAGUAGUUAAUUGUGUUUUCGUUUCAGCGGAGAAUAGAUUUCCUCUGUUUAUUAUAAGCAUAAGGACGGAUUUGCGUCACCGUGCGACUUGCGAGUUGAGAUAAAGUUGCACAAAUAUUGAAAAAAGGAAGUGCUAACAGUCAUUAUAAAGUUCCACCUCUGUGAGUCGGAGGAAAUAAGGGUGCUCUGCUGUAUCCUAAAAUACUAAAGCAUCUUCUAUUUUUGGCCUAAAUCUUGCAGGAAUAUCCGCUCAUUUAGCCUGAAUCAGAGCUCAUCAAAAACAGGAUGACCUGCAUCGAGAAACUCCUGUUUCCUAAUUCCACAGAGCAGAAAACACACACACAUACACACACACACGAGUCGGAGUGUUAGCAUUUGAUUGUGGAUCAUUUUUUAAUCAUAGUUUGUUAGCAUAAUAAUAAAAAAAUAAUAAUAAAAAAUAAAAACACGGUCGGCACUGAAGAGAAUGCACACAUGCGUGUAAAACAGUAUUUUUUCUAUUUGAAGUAUAUUGUGUGUUAAUCUAAAUGAAACUUUUUUUUUGUAUAAAUAUAAUGCAUCUAUUAGAAUAAAUGGUUAUUUGAAAAUACAUAUAAAAUGUACUUGCUUUCUCAACCUUAUUUUGAACAAAACCAAGUGGCGCAUGGGUUAAUUUUGUUGUUAAUUAAAUUUAUUGGACGAAAUGUUUACCCAAAGCCUUUGGAAAUUGUAUUUAAUUUGUAUUAAAAUAAUAUUAUUUCUACAUUAUACUUUAGAUAAUCUUACAAUUUGAUUAAUGAUUUUUAAAAUUCAAUUAAAGCGACAACUUAUCUGUUUUAAUGUCUAUUCAUAUCCAUUUAACAAACACGAAGGGCAUUAAUGGACGUGCUCUCGGUCAAACUCAUCGUCUUUGGGGCGUGUUUGGGUCGUUCUGUCAACUUCCAUUGGCUCAGAAAGAGCCAAUCAAUAACGCAAUAACUCUAGCUUAGAGCAGUUCGGACCCCCGUCUGGAGUUUCAUACUUGAGGAGCGACGCAAGAGAGGGCAACUCCUUAAACUUGACCGUCUGCUCGUGCUCAUUACAUGCAGUUGUUCGAGAUUCUGUUCAGAAGUUUCGCCUUUUCCUGUCAGGAUGUACACAACGGGACUCAACCCGUUUUACGCAUCGAACUUUAGCCUGUGGACUGCGUAUUGUUCGGCUGGUUUUGCGGUGGAUAGCAUGAAGAAACCCUCGUUCUGCAUUGCUGAUAUACUGCAUGUUGGAGAUGCUGAAAACAUCCAGGGAUCGUCUUCGCUCAUGGCUCAUAUUGGGGCCCGUGCGCAGGUUCAUUCGUCAGGGUCUCCGCUUCGGCCGUCGCCGGUAACCCCGGACGCGCGUUUACACCCCGCGUACCUCCGGCACGGAAUACACUUGACAUCCAGAGCCGCGAUAAACGCCCCCCCGCCGACAAGUAAAGACCUCAAGUUCGGCAUUGAUCGGAUAUUAUCCACAGACUUCGAGCCGAAGUCAAAAGAGUCUCCAUCGUUGAGAGAUCUCACGUCGAUUGUUAGUCCGAAUCGGCAGUCUGCAGUCCAUGUGUCUGCCAGCCCGUACUUCGCGUCCAUAGACCCGACCAUGAGCGAAACCUCCUCCCUGAUGGGUUCGAUAGGCAAUGCCGCCAGACAAUCAGGGCAACAUCAGUUUCAAGACACCUUCCCAGGUAGGCCGUAUGCGGUGCUUUCCAAAGACACAAUGCCACAGACGUACAAGAGGAAAAGAUCCUGGUCCAGAGCUGUGUUUUCCAACCUGCAGCGGAAAGGCCUGGAGAAACGCUUCGAGAUACAAAAGUACGUCACAAAACCGGACAGAAAACAACUGGCUGCGAUGCUGGGACUCACUGACGCACAGGUGAAAGUCUGGUUUCAGAACCGGAGGAUGAAAUGGAGGCAUUCCAAAGAAGCACAAGCGCAGAAGGACAAAGAGAAAGAGCAACCGGACAAAUCCGCAGCCGAAACUGAACAAAAGGAACGCGACGAUUCCGAAUGCGAAACCGAACCGAGCGAAUCCGAAUUUGAAGACGGACCGGAAGACAAAAGCGACGUGGACAUUUCUGACCUCAACAAAGCCAGUGUGAUUAUUCCUGGACCUCUGCCUGUCAGCACGCAGGACACAUCCAGCACAAACCCCACAACAGAACCGAACACAGCCACACAAAUGCUGCUGUGAGAAACGGAAUCUUCUGAUGUGAACCAGAUCCGAAUCAUCUUCCGAUGUGAACACCUCAAACACACAAUUAACGCGUUUUACGGGACAGAGACACAAACAUACACACACAGGCCUACAUGAGCCCCCGUCUUCCAUUGUGAAACAGAGACUUUUUAUUUUUAUUUGUGAACGGAAAGCAUCGCAUCUGCCUUAACCGAACCACUUCUGACGAUUUGGGAUUUGAAUGACGUUGAUAAACUUGAUUGUAUUAUAUUUGUCUGUAAGUAUUUGCACUGAACAUGUAAAUAAACGACUGAUUCUUCUAGAUCA